CAAAAAAAUAUACACUGCAUGAUACUGUACAUUUGUAAUUUGUAUUCAUAUAACAUAAUAUAGUUUUAAUCUUACCUGUGCGCGGCCUCUCCGACCUUCGUCACCCGUUACAAAGAGCUUCUCCUCCUCCGAUCUUUUAUACGACCGGCUCCCGUAGACGCUGCGUGCCUCCACCACUACACCACAAUCCAGUACAUGACGGCCGCCGACGAACCGCUGUGCGCCGCGAGCCGCCAGGCCGUUUCGUAAAUUUGUGAUUAUAAUAUCAUAUCACACGCACGCACGCACCCGCCUUCAUCUCUUAUUCACGUUGUUAUUAUUAUUAAUAUUAUUCGUUUCGCAGCGUCGUCAUUCUCGCUCGGCGAAGCCGAUGUUAAUUUGUUUCUCACUACAUCCAUUUGCCCGACGUCGUCACAAUUAAACCGCCGAAGUAUCAUCAGAGUAAUACGCGGUUCCGUUUGUCGUAACGCAUCGAAAGCUGUUUGCUGUCACUGUCCUUGCCCGACUUAUCCUAGUACGGUCCGUAAUCAUGCUUUGGUGCAGCGUCGCAGGACCAAUGUGGACCGACUGUCAACAUAAGUCGUCUUGAAUCUCUCAGUGAAAUUACUAUGGACAAACACCAGAAAAACAAUUAUUCUUCUAGUACAACCGAAAAGAGAAGUCCAGAAAAAAAGAAUGAAAAAUUACUAUCAAACCUUGGUUAUGGAAAUAUUUUAGUUAAAACAGAAUCAAACAUUAUGAAUAAUAGAGUUAAAGAUUCUAUUAAUUCAAUUAAACCAGCUGUGCUGACUGAUCAAGACAUUAAUAAUUACAUAUUAAACUGUGUUUCAAAUUUAAAAGUUAGUGAUCCAAAAUCUCCAACACAUUCCAAGUUAUUUCCAUUCAAAUCAAUGGAUUUAUCUAACUCAACAGAUAGAUUACAAAGCAAUAAUUCUAUAGAUAGUAUAAACAGUACUAACAAUUUGUAUCUACAUUCCAACAUAGAUCAAGGUAAAUAUCCUAGAAACAACAUGACAUUAAAACCUUCAUUAUCAAGUCCACCACCAUACUGCACAUCAAUAGGAAGUAGAGAAUCGCCAAGUCCUCGUGCUAGUAUUGGGUCUAUUAGUCAUGAAUUAAAAUCGUCACCUUUGUAUGAGAAUGUUGAUUUUUAUAAUGAUGGUCGCUCUUCAACUCAAACUCCUACAUAUUAUCAUCAAAGACCUAGACCUGGUUCACAUUCCAGCGGUGGAUCUCAAGACUCAAGACAUUCCAGCCCUAGAACUAGUAUAGUUUCUUGUGAAGGUUCUUCAGCGCUUUAUGAAUCAAAUUAUCGUAAAGCCCAACCUCAAGUUCCAGUCAGCUAUCCCAAAUACAUUCCACCUAUGGGAAAAGAAGUUCCACCUUAUGAAGCACCACCUAUUUAUGAAACUUUAUCUGAUAGUAAUAAAAAUUUGAAUUCUUAUGAACCUGCUAAACCUGGUCCACAAGUACCCACACAAUCUAUUGGUCAUAUUAGCCGUUACCCAGCUCAACAUGCUACACCAUACAUAAAACCCAUACCUACUAUUGUUCCACAAGCAAUAAAAGCCUUAUCAGAGUAUGCAUCUCAAUCAGAUUCUCAAAACAUGAGAUCAUAUAGUUCCGCAAAUAAUGUAAGCUAUUCUCAAGAUCCAGUAACACCAAAAUCAACCACAUCAGUAGAAUCACAAAUGUGUGUAGUAGGGCAACCAGCACUUGCCGAAUCUAGAUCUCAAAAACAACAUAAUACCAUGCCUAAAAUUUUUCAAACAACAUCAACAUAUCAACAGGAGUCACCAAUACACCAUAGCAAAUUAACACGGACUUCACCAACACCUCCUUUACCUAUUAAAAUUAAACAACCUGCUAAAAAUCUUCUUCCAUAUAAUGUUACUCCACCUCGACCAAUGGGACCAACAGAAGCGGAAAAGAAAAUUGAAGAACUAACUAGACAGUUAGAAGAACAGAUGGAAACUCAAGAUGUUGCUGUUGGUGGAGAAUAUUUUGGGAUAUGCCAUACUUGUGGUAAUAAAGUGACUGGUGCUGGUCAGGCUUGUCAAGCAAUGGGAAACUUGUAUCACACUAAUUGUUUUAUAUGUUGUGCUUGUGGUCGCGCACUUCGUGGUAAAGCAUUCUAUAAUGUUUAUGGAAGAGUGUACUGUGAAGAAGAUUACAUGUAUAUAGGAUUUCAACAAACUGCUGAGAAAUGUUCAAUAUGUGGGCAUUUAAUAAUGGAAAUGAUUUUACAAGCUAUGGGAAAAUCAUUUCAUCCUGGUUGUUUUCGAUGCUGUGUUUGCAAUGGUUGUUUGGAUGGAAUACCGUUUACAGUGGAUAUUGAUAAUAAAAUUUACUGUGUUGCUGAUUACCAUAGGAAAUAUGCUCCUAAAUGUGCAUCUUGCGGAAAAGGAAUUACACCAGUUGAAGGUACUGAGGAAACUGUAAGAGUUGUAUCAAUGGAUAAAGAUUUUCAUGUUGAUUGCUUUAUUUGCGAGGAGUGUGGAAUGCAAUUAACGGAUGAGCCUGAUAAAAGGUGUUAUCCAUUAGAUUCUCAUUUAUUAUGCAGAUCAUGUCAUAUAACACAUUUAAAUGAAAAUACUCCUGAAUUAGAGAGUGUUUCAGCUACAUACGAAUAUUUAGAUUGAAGAUUUGAAUAGCUGAUUAUCAACAUCAAAUUUCAUCUAUUUAAGGCUACUUAUUAACUAAGGACAAAUUAUAAUUAAAUCUUCAUAAUUGUAUUUCAUUACAAAUAUUAAUAAUUGAAAGGUAGUUAAAUUUCUUUUAAAUACUUACUAAAAUAACAUAAUAUGGAGACCGACUAGGAACAUGACAUUUAUCAACAUAACAUUUUAUGUUUAUACUAAAUUAACUUAAUUUAUUUUGGAGUAUUUAAUAGUUUAUAAUAAAAAACCUCGUCCUAUAACAUUUAGUGGUUAGCUUAUAGGGUACAUUUAUUUAAAAAAAUAUUCAUUAGAUUGAAUACUUUAAUAGUAAUUAUAUAUAAAAUGAA
Messenger RNA from Diuraphis noxia (Russian wheat aphid), 3007 nucleotides. It is a transcript of the gene jub, whose product is annotated as LIM domain-containing protein jub. Gene Ontology annotation, biological process: response to hypoxia; regulation of DNA-templated transcription; cytoskeleton organization. The record is from RefSeq and is a predicted model, not a curated record. NCBI's taxonomy places the organism in Eukaryota, Metazoa, Arthropoda, Insecta, Hemiptera, Aphididae. Gene Ontology annotation, cellular component: P-body; transcription regulator complex; adherens junction. Gene Ontology annotation, molecular function: transcription corepressor activity.